Amyelois transitella is the source of this 2369-nucleotide messenger RNA. RefSeq names its product TNF receptor-associated factor 6. Gene Ontology annotation, cellular component: plasma membrane signaling receptor complex. Gene Ontology annotation, biological process: regulation of canonical NF-kappaB signal transduction; tumor necrosis factor-mediated signaling pathway; protein K63-linked ubiquitination. Lineage: Eukaryota; Metazoa; Arthropoda; Insecta; Lepidoptera; Pyralidae. The transcript has 8 exons. Gene Ontology annotation, molecular function: protein binding; zinc ion binding. Bases 288 to 1529 code for a protein of 413 amino acids. The record is from RefSeq and is a predicted model, not a curated record.
AUUUCAAUCAAUUUUGUUUGAUGAUAUGAUGUGAUUCAUUCAUCCAAACGAAACUAAAAACUAAUUUCAAAUUACUAACUUUCAUUCAAACAAGUUUUAAAUAUGUGUAAUAAAUUAAUGACACCUGAUUAUUGCAAAUGAAUCGCUUCAGUUUUAGAUUUAUUUGAGGAAUUUGUAAUAUUCAAAUUUCCAUUGGUUCAUGCGCUUAUGUAUAGGUAAUGAUUACUCAUUAAAAAAAUAUAACAAAAUUGACGACGUCUACAAAAUUACCAGACUACCGGCACAAUAUGGAUCCAAACAGAACGAAAAAUGCUUCAGAGGGUAUUGCGCCCAUUGGAAUAACCUCUCUAAGUGACAUGGACUUGUUAAACCAGCCCGAGUCUCGGUAUGAAUGUCCAAUGUGUCUCAAUUGGCUCAGAGACCCUGUCAUCACCACUUGUGGCCACAAAUUCUGCAAGAGCUGUAUCACUCCGUGGAUUCAGAACAGUGGGCACUGUCCUAUAGACAACAACAACCUGAGCAUGAAGAUCGACAUCUUUCCGGACAACUGCACGAAACGGGAGAUCCAAGAACAGCGGCUGGUCUGUCCAUAUGCUAACAAAGGAUGUACAGCUAAAGUGAUGCCCCUAGACCUCGAUGCUCACAUAGAAUCGUGCCCGUACAAUGCUCCACAAACCUCGUCCCGGACUGAAGCACGGGUACCGUGUUCUUUCCACGCCAUCGGCUGCAAGGAGACAUUUGACACCCAGCAAGAUAUGCAUGACCAUUUGAAUUUGGACACUCAAAAACAUUUAAGUUUACUAAUGAACGCGUAUUCGGAACUGAAAAUGAACAACGACAUGGUAAAUGCGAACAUAGACGCCAAGGAACAAGAGGCCAUGACCCUGUGGGAGGCGCCCGGCAAGGGAGACUCGCAGGCCUGCGCCGCGCCGCUCAACAACACCAGCGCUCUCAUCAGGUCUGUGUUUGAGCGCGUGGUGAUACUGGAGCAAAGGAACCGGGAGCAGGACAUCGUCAUCGCGAACCUUACGAAGCAGGUGGCAACACUAUCGGCUCAAUUGAAACACAACACCGUGCGGUACUGCAUGGGGAAUUACAUCUGGAAGAUUGACAACUUUGGAGCGAGACUCGAUCAGAUGCUCAAAAAUCACAACAACAUGCUCUACAGCCCGGCGUUCUAUACCUCGCCUAAUGGUUACCGAUUCUGCGUCCGCCUCAACAUAUCAGCUCAGAACCCUCUCUGCUUCGCUCUCCACGUGCACAUGAUGAGAUCCGACUUCGACGACUGCCUCGACUGGCCGUUCAACGGGCGGAUAUCAUUCACCAUGGUGAACCAGUACGACCCCGACAAGACUCAGAAGGACACCAUGAUGUCCAACUCCACGCUGAAGGCGUUCCAGAAGCCGACAGCUGAUCUGUCGUCACGUGGGUUCGGUUUUACGGAAUACGCGGCUGUCAAAGAUGUGCUGGCGAAUGGGUUCGUGAAAGAUGAUGUGCUGGUUAUAAGGGUGCAGAUCAGGUGUGUAUGACAGGAGGAGUGUGUGGUCAAAGCUCCGAGGCUACCGUGAGGUUUGAUGGAUAUAAUGGUCCUUGGCAAGCUAGCUGGUUCUUUUGGGCGAUGGGAUAGAAAUUUUAGAAUCCCCUCUGAAUCUCAAUUCCAUUAUUGAGUCAUCCAACUGAAUGUGGCCUCUUGAACUCUUUUUGAGACUGUUGGCUCUGUCUACCCCAUAAGGGAUAGAAACUUGAGUUGUGUGUGUGUUUUUUACAAGUUUUUAUGGUGGUAAUGCCGUAUGGUUUUAUAAAAAAAUUUCAGCUAAACGUGACCUUUUCAGUCUGGUAACUUUCUACAAAAGGUCUGUCUACACUGUAAGACAGGAUUUUUUGUUUACGAAGGAAUCCGUAGCAUUUAUAGGUAUAAACCUUCCUUUGAAAACCCUCUUCCCAACAUUUCAAACAGGAACAAAAUCCGUCCACAACUUUCCGAGAUUAGGGCAUACAUGCAGACAGAGAAAAUAGGGAGACUUUAUUAUAUGUAGUGAUAAACUGAUAAUGAUAAUAAGUGUAACUUAGUCCGUCCAUUUAACAAAGAUUAUUAUCAUAAAUAUAUAUAUAUACAUAGGUAGUCUUACACUUGUGGUCCACAAGGAUAUUUUUUAUUUGUAAAUAUAUGUAUUAAUUUUAAGUGAUUUAAGUCUUAAAUUUCUUAUAGGCGAUGGGCUAGCAACCUGUCACUAUUUGAAUCUCAAUUCAUUAAGUCUAAUAGCUGAACAUGGAGUAUCAGUUUUUUUGCACUGACUGCAUUAAAUUUAAAUUUAAGAAAUGAAUAAUAACAAAUUUUAGAUAGAAUACAAUAAUGAGACUAAACAUUC